Molecule: messenger RNA, 897 nt
Organism: Orbilia oligospora ATCC 24927
Lineage: Eukaryota; Fungi; Ascomycota; Orbiliomycetes; Orbiliales; Orbiliaceae
Exons: 1
Coding region: 1-897 (298 amino acids)
Source: RefSeq, a predicted model, not a curated record
AUGUCAUUCUCUUCUUUCCUGUCCAAACUGGAGCAAAAGGCAUCUGGAUCUUCCUCCCAUCCACAACCUCAACAAUACAACCCUCAAAACCCACAGCAUAACCCUCCAAAUCCGCAAUAUAAUAAUGCAUACCCUCAGUUUCAGCCACCAUUCCAAUCCUCCCAAGGCCCCACCUACAAUCAGAAUCAGUUCCCCAAUGCUGGCAACCAACCUGUCCCCUCAAACUACUAUAAUCGGCCCAUUUACAAUAACCCCCCACAGUAUACACCCCAGUACGCACCGUCUCCAUCUUAUGCGCCACAGCCACAACAGCAAUAUCGCAAACCAGCCACAAAAUCACUCCUGCUCUCAUAUUCAUCUGUUGGAACAGCAACCAGUGCCAAAGACCCGGACACAAAAGAACAGCUCUACAUAGUAACAUAUCCAAAAUACGAUGGUUGGACCGGAAAAUCCAAAUCCGGGCUUGACCACGAACUCCAUGUCGGUGAUAAAAAGGGACAAAUUCUCGGUGGGUGGAAGAGCUCUGACUUGACUGGAAAGCCUAGUAUAUGCAUCGGGGAACCCAAGAACGGCGCUCAAUUUCAGAAGUUGAAGAGCUCAAGCUCUGGAACUAAAAUGGGGUUUACGAGUCCACACAAUGGGAGGGAAUAUGGAUGGAAAAAGGGUGGUGAAAAGAUGGCGUUUAGACUGGUGGAUAUAGAGAGCGGAGAGGAGGUUGCGGCAUUCGAUCCGAGCAAUUCGAGUAUGAGUUUGAGUAAGCUAGGGAAAUUGGAGAUACAGCUCAUUGGCGGAGAAGAUUGGGUUGCGGCAGUAUUAAUAACCAUUGUGAUCUUGGUCGACCAGAAGGUGGACGAUGAGAUUGGCAAAGAGGUACUACAGGCGGUCCUUGGAGCUUGA